AUGGAGGUUCUGGACCCCCAGCUGGCCGCCGAUCCCAUGCUCGCUUCCCUCAUUAGCCCGCUGUCCAUAGUACGCCAGGAGGCAUACUUCCGCAUCUCUCUGCAGAUCGAUCAGGGGCUGAGCCUGGGGCCCCCCACCUCCACAGCCGUCCUCCAGGCCCUCACCGCGCAUCACCACGAGAUCGUGGGGUCUGCGAGGGACGCGCUGGCCAUGGCCCCCAGCUCCGAGCCCAGUCAGCGCGAGGUCUCGGAGCCCGAGCUGGUCUCCCUCCUGUCCGUGCUCCAGGCGGCGUGCCUCUUCCAGCCGGAUACCCAGCGCGCCGCCUGCGAGGCAGGCAUCAUCCAGCUGCUGCUGCAGCGCCUCGCCGCCGCCACACCGGUGCUGGCCUGCUCCUGCUUCGACACCCUCAUGUCCGUCCAGCACCAGCAGCCCCCCGCCUUCUCCGAGUUCGUGCGCCAGCGCGGCGUAGAGCAGGUGUGCGAGGUGCUGCGCCACGGCGGCGACCGGGUGCGCGCACACGCGGCUCGUUUCCUCAACCUGCUGCUGACGCACCUGGCGCCCGCGCUGCGCGGCGAGGGCGUCGAGGAGGACGUCGCCGCGUCGGGGCGCAGCGUGCAGAGCGUGCUGGGCAGGGAGGCCUCGGCCAUGCUGCACCGCAAGGUCGACCUGGCGGAUGCGCAGGCGGAGGGGAAGCUGAGCCAGCUGGCCAAUGCGCUGCAGUUCUUCAUGGGCUGA
This is a messenger RNA of Auxenochlorella protothecoides, 735 nucleotides long. RefSeq lists its product as hypothetical. NCBI's taxonomy places the organism in Eukaryota, Viridiplantae, Chlorophyta, Trebouxiophyceae, Chlorellales, Chlorellaceae. The record is from RefSeq and is a predicted model, not a curated record. The coding region runs from base 1 to 735 and encodes 244 amino acids. The transcript has 3 exons.